Molecule: messenger RNA, 786 nt
Organism: Penicillium robsamsonii
Lineage: Eukaryota; Fungi; Ascomycota; Eurotiomycetes; Eurotiales; Aspergillaceae
Exons: 1
Coding region: 1-786 (261 amino acids)
Source: RefSeq, a predicted model, not a curated record
AUGCCAGAAGCUUCUCUUGCCUUCCCGGCGAUCUGUCUGACUUUCUCAUUCCUCUUCAUUGUUGCUGUCCACAAUGCUUCGAUUAUACAGAACCUCGGUGCCUUCCAUUAUCGUAUCCUCCUCCCUGUGUACCAACAGAUCCAGCGCAUGCUCACCAACCGUGACCCCAUCACCCCAAACCCACCAAACCACAUGCCCGAGGCAAGGUACGAGCUAAUCAACCUCAAUCCGAACAAUGAAGAAGAACAACCUUCUCCACGUCUCGCGACUUCAUUCAUGCCACCACCUGACCAUCAUCGAUACGGCGAAACCCCUGCUCCCGACACAGUCAACCUGCCCCCAGAAAUAGAUAACGAAACCAGAAUCGACAAUCUCAACAUGACCGCCAGAUACGCAGGAGGCCCGUACCGUCCGCAACAUCGGCCCACUUAUGCGGAUAUCGCCGAGUUCUCCACCUACAGCCCACUCCCAAGUCCGCCAGGAGACGGAGUGUCCUCCGAUGAGUAUGACUCCGACUGGUCCAACUCCGCUGUCGACGAGGCAAUCUUCGAGUCACGCAUCCUAGGCGAUGAUAUCCCCGUCUGGGAAUUCGAAGUUGAGCGUCCCAUUUAUAUCCUUGAUCAGCGCGACCAGGGGGGCUGGCGGCUUGGGUGGAUGAAGUUGUUGAGUGGACUGCGCAGGGUGUUUUUGCUGUUGUUGCCCCCGAGAUGGUCCGACAACGAGAGUGAGAAGCAUGAGACUUUGGGGGAAAUAGGAGGGCAUUCAUGGGCUUGGCAGAAUGUCUGA